AUGGCUGCCGCUCCUCCCAACACUAUCUAUCCUCAGAGCCAUGUCGGUUUCGACAGCAUCACUUCUCAGAUUGAGAAGAAGCUCUUGAAGCGUGGUUUCCAAUUCAACGUCAUCUGUGUUGGUCAGACCGGUAUGGGCAAGUCAACGCUCAUCAACACUAUUUUCGCUUCUCACCUGAUCGACUCCAAGGGUCGCUUCCAGCCCGACGAGCCUAUCCGCCAGACCACUGAGAUCCAGGCUGUUUCCCACAACAUUGAGGAGAACGGUGUCCGACUCAGACUCAACAUUGUCGAUACUCCCGGUUACGGCGACCUUGUCAACAACGACCGCUGUUGGGACCCCAUCGUCAAGUAUAUCAAGGAUCAGCACUCCGCGUACUUGCGCAAGGAGCUCACUGCACAGCGAGAGCGCUACAUCCAGGAUACCCGUAUCCACUGCUGUCUCUUCUUCAUCCAGCCAUCGGGCCACUCUCUCAAGCCCAUCGAUAUUGUCGUCUUGAAGAAGCUGUCUGAUGUUGUCAACGUGGUGCCUGUCAUAGCCAAGGCCGACACCCUGACCGUUGAGGAGCGUCAGGAGUUUAAGGAGCGCAUCAAGGAGGAGUUUGCUUUCCACAACCUCAAGAUGUACCCCUAUGACAACGAGGAAUUUGAUGAUGAGGAGCGUGCUCUGAACGGUCAGAUCAAGAACCUUGUUCCUUUCGCUGUUGUCGGUUCCGAGAAGUCGAUUAUCGUCAAUGGUAAACAGGUCCGAGGCCGCCAGAACCGAUGGGGAGUUAUCAACGUUGAGGAUGAGACUCACUGCGAAUUUGUCUACCUCCGAGACUUCCUUCUCCGAACGCACCUCCAGGACCUUAUCGAGACCACCUCUCAGAUUCAUUACGAGACCUUCCGUGCCAAGCAGCUGCUGGCCCUGAAGGAGAGCAGUGCUCAUGGUGGAGCUAGCAGCCGACCCAUCAGCCCUGCCGCUGAUCGCGAGUUGAGCCGAAACUCGCAACGAAUGACGAUGAACGGCUACUAG
Fusarium tjaetaba is the source of this 1017-nucleotide messenger RNA. Its product is annotated as CDC10 cell division control 10. Lineage: Eukaryota; Fungi; Ascomycota; Sordariomycetes; Hypocreales; Nectriaceae. The coding region runs from base 1 to 1017 and encodes 338 amino acids. Gene Ontology annotation, cellular component: microtubule cytoskeleton; cell division site; septin ring. The record is from RefSeq and is a predicted model, not a curated record. Gene Ontology annotation, molecular function: GTPase activity; GTP binding; molecular adaptor activity. Gene Ontology annotation, biological process: cytoskeleton-dependent cytokinesis. The transcript has 3 exons.